UAUGGUUCACCUUUCAAUAGCUUGAGUGAGCUGAAGGGUUUCACAGCAACAGUUCCGUGAGAGCGCUGAAGGAUCCGCUUCGCCUUCGUGGAUGUGAAAGGCUCGUGAGACAAGCAUGAGUUUGAGCCGCGCUCCCUGUAAAACGGAGGUGAUGGAAUGGAGUCCGGCGAAUCUGGCCAAUUACAUGGGGAAGCUCAAGUUAUCCGGCUGCGACAGAUUGGUGUUGAAGCAGAACAUAAGUGGAGCGCGGUUCAUGGAAAUGACUGUGAGUGACCUUCAUGUGUUCCCCAGCCUUUACGUCCCAUUGGUUGCAAAGAUUCAAAGUGAAAUCAAGAAGAGGGAUCAGAAGAAGGCCACUGGCAAUGAAUCAGAGGCAGAAAAGAACCCGAGACAAGCUGUCGCGAUAGAGCAAGAUGACGUGGCCUCUGAUGAGUCUGACAAUGGAAGUGAUAACGACUAUGAAGAAGAAGAAGAGAAAGGCCGCUACAUCUGUGCUCUGCCCGAGCCACUAGACAACGAAGAUACCUACGAGGUGGCCAUCAAGAGCUCCCCCUCUGCAGACACGAGGAAGGCGCCCCAACGUCCCAGAGAGGUUGCACUUCAGGACGGCCUCUGCAGAGAUUCUGUAUCGGUAUCUGCUGAGAAGCCCUCGAAACCCCCAGUGCCCCAACGCCCAUUGAGGAAGAAUCCGCCACCCCCGAGGCCCGUCAGAGCACCAGCCGGCCCACCCACUCUGCACAACGAAAAGAGCGGGAAGGUCAAACCAGCCAGGCCAUGCGGCCCAUCCCAGGCAGAGCUCCCAAAGUCAAAGAGCAGCGCUGUCAAGGCUGAUGUCUCAUCCCAGAGCGUUAUCCCCAGACCAAGGGCCCCCAAACCCACAGAUGUGCCCAACAGAGAAGGCAAAGUCCUUCCUGCUGUGGCAGCACAGCCCGCUGAGGUGAACAACUCGAUACCAAGACAAAGUAUGGAUUUGGAUCCCAGCUGGUACCAAGGGAAGGUGACCAGACGUCAGGCGGAAGUCGCCCUCCGAGAGGUGAACAAGGACGGGGCGUUUGUGGUGAGGGCCAGCUCGCGCGGCACGGAUGAGCAUCCCUUCACCCUGAUGCUGCUCAAACAAGGCAAGGUUUACAACAUCAUGAUCCGUCGCCAGGGCAACUCCUACACCCUGGGCAGCGGCUUGAAACAGACCCGGAGUUUCCCCGGGGUGAAGGAGAUGAUCGACCAUCACGCCAACACCCCAUUGCUGCUCCUCGACUACAUGGAGCGGAGCGCUGAACCGCAGAGCUGGUGCUGCCUGCUGCACCCUGCGGGACUGGGAGGCGGGGACGUUUUGUAAUGUCGUUUGUAGGUUUUAGUGAACGGAAUGAGAGAAAAUGAAAUAUUUUGGACCAUGGCCGACGGUUUGCCCCGAGACGCGUUCACUCAGUAUUUACCUCUGUUCUCCACAUGCUCCGCGGCUUCAGGCCCGGCUGCGGGCUGCUGUUUCAGCGCCUGUUGGUCAAGGUGUCCAUAGCCAACGAUCAGGUCGCAUUGCCUUAGCUGGGUUCGCACUGCGGGCAGGAAACAAAUCCAGAAAACCUGUUUUCACUAGUGCCUCGGGCCAACCCGCAUGUAAGCUGUCCCCAAGUCACGUGUCAAAAUAUAUACGGUUCCACACCAUGUGGGAUAGUGCUCAACAAGAAAUUGCCCUGGAUGUUAAACUUAGAUAAGAACCUCUCUAUUUGACCCUGUUGUAACAAAGUGGUACUUUUAUUCAUUGUAUAAAUCUGACCCAACAAUGUGCUAUUCUAAGAUAAGUACAUGUGAAUGUACUUAUGCAUGCCUGCAUAUUGUUAAUGUUAAGAAACACAGAAUUACUAAAAUGUACACAGGAAUCAGCGUGCUUUCUACUAAAGUUUGAUCACUGAGUGAACUGUUAAUGAACUACAUGUUUCCACAAUGUAAAAAAGAGAAGCUCCUUACAGAUGGAACAAUAAAAAACAUUUGGGGAACAGAAAAAAAUAAAUGA
Molecule: messenger RNA, 2008 nt
Organism: Pungitius pungitius (ninespine stickleback)
Lineage: Eukaryota; Metazoa; Chordata; Actinopteri; Perciformes; Gasterosteidae
Gene: lcp2b
Product: lymphocyte cytosolic protein 2b
Exons: 14
Coding region: 116-1336 (406 amino acids)
Biological process (GO): cell surface receptor protein tyrosine kinase signaling pathway; intracellular signal transduction
Source: RefSeq, a predicted model, not a curated record